This is a messenger RNA of Orbicella faveolata, 2097 nucleotides long. RefSeq lists its product as uncharacterized. NCBI's taxonomy places the organism in Eukaryota, Metazoa, Cnidaria, Anthozoa, Scleractinia, Merulinidae. Gene Ontology annotation, biological process: proteolysis. The record is from RefSeq and is a predicted model, not a curated record. Gene Ontology annotation, molecular function: serine-type endopeptidase activity.
UUUACCACAGAUCAAAUUAAAAAUCGCAGGAAAGAUAUUCCUAUUCACGGAGGCUACACGCGGUGGAGUUACUGGUCUCGCUGUAGCAAAACAUGUGGAUGGCCAUGGGGAACUCAGUAUCGCUCUCGUACAUGUACUAAUCCUCCGCCAGCAAACAAAGGAAGAAGCUGCCUGGGAGCAGACAAAGAAAUUAGAAAAUGUAACAAGCGUAAAUGUCCAGUUCACGGUGGCUACUCGUUGUGGUCUAGUUGGUCUCGUUGUAGUCAGUCUUGUGGUCCGGGAUUGGAAUACCGUUCCCGUUCCUGCACAAAUCCUUGGCCAGCAUACGGAGGACGAGGAUGUAGCAGCCUUGGACCAAGUAGAGAAAGGCGGAGUUGUUACAUUAAGCCAUGCCCAGUUCAUGGCGGCUACUCGCGGUGGUCUCAUUGGUCUCAGUGUAGCAGGUCAUGUGAUGGAGGAAAGCAAGAUCGUUAUCGUUCGUGCACCAACCCCCUGCCUGCGAACGGAGGAGAAGACUGCAGCAGACUGGGACAAGCUAAAGAGUCAAGGACGUGUAACACAUACCGGUGCCCAGUUCACGGUGACUACUCGCAGUGGUCCAGUUGGUCUCGUUGUAGCCAGUCUUGUGGUCUGGGGAAAAAAUACCGUGUUCGUUCCUGCACAAAUCCUUGGCCAGCAUACGGAGGACGGGGGUGUUUCAGUCUUGGACCACGGACAGAAUCACGGACUUGUAACAUUCAGCUGUGCCCAGUUCAUGGUGGAUAUUCGCAGUGGUCUCAUUGGUCUCAGUGUAGCAGGUCAUGUGGCGGAGGAAAGCAACAUCGUAAUCGUUCAUGCACCGAUCCCCCGUCUGCAAACGGAGGAAGAGACUGUAGUCGACUGGGACGAGCUAAAGAGUCACGGACAUGUAAAAAACACCGGUGCCCAGUCGAUGGAGGGCUUUCAAACUGGUCUUCCUGGUCUCAAUGUAGCGUCACAUGUGGAAAUGGAACUCAACAGCGUCAUCGAUCGUGCUCCAAUCCACCUCCUACAAACGGUGGAAAACAAUGCGAAGGAUCCACUCAGGAAUCACAAAUAUGCUCCUAUGAAAUGUGCCCGAAACCAGUUGCUGGAGGGUAUUCAGACUGGUCUUCCUGGUCUCAGUGUAGUGUCACAUGUGGUAAUGGAACUCAACAGCGCAACCGAUCUUGCAACAACUCGAAACCUAGAAACAAUGAAACAACAUGCCCGGGACCUGCUCAGGAAACACGCUUAUGUCCCCUUGAAAUAUGUCCAACAUCAGUUUCUGGACGGUUUUCAGACUGGUCUUCCUGGUCUCAGUGUAGUGUCACAUGUGGUAAUGGAACUCAACAGCGCAACCGAUCAUGCACCAAGCCACCUCCUGCAAACAAUGGAACAUCUUGCAGGGGUCCUGCAAAAGAAUCACGAACAUGUGCCUUUAAAGCCUGUAACACUUUAGUUGUGAUAAAGAAACCGCCCUGCCGAGAUUAUGCAAGCAACGACAUGUGUAUCAGAUGGAAAUCAGAGGGCCAUUGUAAAAGCGUUAAACACGUUCAAAACCAAUGUGCAAGGACUUGUGGAAGGUGUAAACAAGAUAUUUCUGUUAAUGGUGGCUACAAACAGUGGAGUCCCUGGAGUUGGUGUAGCGAGCCAUGUGGUGGAGGAACUCAAACUCGGAUUCGCACAUGCACCAAACCCCCACCCACAAAAGGUGGCAAAGGCUGUAGCGGAUUGGGAGGAGCUAAAGAAUCACGAAUAUGCAACAUAUUCAGCUGCUCAGUUUGCAGGAAUUCUCUGGAUGACACUUACUGCAACGAGAUGAAGAAAAGCUGUUCCGACAAUUCAAAGUUUGAACAAUAUUGUAAGCUGACAUGCGAGAUCUGCUCAGGUCCAGUUCAAUCUGUGCUCAGUGCGAUUCAGUCACCGAAAAACUGAAUGCAAUAUUGUCCUUCAAAAUCUGAGGUGGCUGAAAUACACACUAGGCUACUAAGUUACUAAUUCUUUUCAAAUUGUCUAUUGCGGAAUUUAAAAUGACUUUUAAUUAAUUUAGUUUACCGCUUAUACUGACCCCAUUAAACUGUAUUAAAAUGUUUACAA